Setaria italica (foxtail millet) is the source of this 2306-nucleotide messenger RNA. Its product is annotated as protein IQ-DOMAIN 1. The record is from RefSeq and is a predicted model, not a curated record. Bases 235 to 2118 code for a protein of 627 amino acids. The transcript has 5 exons. Gene Ontology annotation, molecular function: protein binding. Lineage: Eukaryota; Viridiplantae; Streptophyta; Magnoliopsida; Poales; Poaceae.
GUUGAGGCGCAAGAACUUCCGGCGUGCAUCUUUGCCUCGCUGGCUCCAUCCAUGCCGUGCUCGAUGCCGCGGUGUUUGUUACAUGUUUGAAAGUUCACUGUCGCAAUUUUGUAUCGAUUUCAUCCCUAUCCUCGAUGGAGUUUUGCCUCCUUUUUCUGUCCGUUUGAUUGCGUUACUGAACCAGAUCGUUCCUAACCGGUCGUCGCUGCAGCGACGGUGCGAAAAGCACGAGAAAUGGGGAGGAAAGGGAAGUGGUUUGACACCGUGCAGAGAAUUCUGAGCGCUUCUGAACCUGAUCCUGCGGAGACGGAUGCUAAGGUAACAUUUGUAACACGAGCCCGCAGAGAUCAUUUGCUCAAUUCCUACGAGAAGGCUGCGAAGCAGAGAGACAAACCGAGCUUCAAGAAGAUAUGGCAGUUCGGCAGAUCGAACUCUUCCGGUGCUUCCACCUCUGCGGCGCAGGCGCCGGAUCGGGAGGCCCACCAGCCUCAACCGCCACCAUCGCCACGGCCUGAUCAGCAGCAGGCCGAGGAGAUCACCGCAGAGGCGCAGCAUGCGGAGACAAGUUGCGACGAAGGCGACGUGCGUCCGACGGAGGUGGCUUCAAAGGCUGGCGCCGGCGCCGCGGAGGCGGCAGCGGCCGCCCGCCCCACGGUGACCACGCCGAGGGUGUGGACUGCGCGUUCGAAGGAGGACAUUGCCGCCACCAGGAUCCAGGCGGCUUGCAGGGGCUAUCUGGCAAGGAGAGCGCACCAGGACAGAGGGAUGGCUCGGUUGAUGUCGCUGGUCGAGGGGUUCACCGUCAAGCGCCAAACCGAGGAAGCAUUGUACUGCAUGCAGACGAUGACGAGGAUCCAGACCCAGAUAUACUCGAGGAGGCUCAAGACGGAGGAGGACAAGAAGGCACUGAAGGGUCAGAUCAAGGUUAAGCAGAGCAUGGACAAAACAAAGAUUGGUGAAGGCUGGGACCAUAGCCUUCAGUCCAAGGAGCAGAUGGAAGCUGUGAUGAUGAUGAAGCACGAAGCCGCUUCAAGGAGGCAAAGGGCGUUGUCAUACGCAUUUUCUAAUCAGUGGAGGAACAGGAAUCCUUCUUCAGCGAGAGCUGCGCCUGCUCCCAUGUUCAUGGACCCCGGGAACCCGAACUGGGGUUGGAGCUGGACGGAGCGCUGGAUGGCGGCUACGAGGCCGUGGGAGAACCAGACAGCGGUGCCGGACAAUGGCCGCGCCGCACCGAAAAGCGCCGGUCGAAUGCCUCGUGUGGCCGUCUCGAUUCAGAUACCCACGACGACAACGCCAAAGGGCAGGUCCCGCCCACCGAACUGGCCGUCGCUCCCGUCCCCGUCGACGCCCCCGCCGCGGUCGCCGUCCCUCUCGGCAAGGACGGCCGUGCCGGCGAGCCCGAGGAGCGGCACGCUCCACUCUUCAAGCGGCCUGCAGCCCGUUCGCCGCCCGCGGAGCAGCCAGGAGCUCUCGGUCAGCAGCCCGCGCCGCGCCGUGCCGGCUAGCCCCAGGGGCGGGGGCGGAAGCGGCACCCCGCUCCACGCUUCCAGCGGCCUGCAUCCCGAUCGCCGCCCGCGGAGCAGCCAGGAGCUCUCGGUGAGCAGCCCGCGCCGCGCCGUGCCGUCGAGCCCGAGGGGCGGCGGGAGCGGCAGCCCGCUCCACGCUUCCAGCGGCAUGCAGCUCGAGCGCCGCCCGCGGAGCAGCCAGGAGCGUGCGGUGAGCAGCCCGCGCCAGGGCGCCAAGGCCGCCCCGCUGCGGCGCACGACGAGCCUGCGGGCGGAGCUCCCGAGAAGGCUGAGCCUGGGAAGCGCCACCGCCGCCGUCGCCGCGGGAGACGACGAGGGCGCGCCGUUGACCCCCAGCUACAUGCAACCGACCAGGUCCGUGAAAGCCAAAGCCCGGUGCGCGAGCCCGUCGGCAUCGGCCGCUGCGGAAAUGUUCGACGCUACCGAGAGCGGGCCACCGCCUCUGCAGGUGACCUCGCCGUCUUCAGCGAAGAAGCGCCUGUCCCUUGCGUUUGUGGACAAGCCUAGCGCCUCGUCGCCGAGCAAGGCGGCCGCGGAGAGGGUGACGAGGCGGCACUCGCAGCCUCCCAGUCCCAGGAUGUCGCGGACCUGAAGCGAUAGACCAUAGAGAGGAGAAACGGAAGGAACACACAAAACAAGUGCGUCUUGUAGCCUUGUAGGUGGUCAUAUAUCCAUAAUAUUUUGUUUACGUCUAAUUUGGAGUCUCAGAUUUGGCGAUUUGUGUCCAUUUUUUUGCAUUUAGUAAUGUAGCCUUAGUGGUUGGUGAUCAGGACAGCCAUA